AUGCCACGCACUGCCGUCGACAGCUCCGAGGUCUUUGAAGCGCUUGCUGCCGGCGAGAGUGAUCACGACAUCAAAUAUCGGACCAUGUCAUGGCAACGCUGUGCUGUCCUCCUCUUCGGCGACCAAGUGUGUCUUGCAAUCAUGGCUCAGGCAUGGACAUUGAAAGUUCUCGGAUGGGUGCCUGGUCUGCUUGUUCAGUUCUUCUCUGGUAUACUAUUCUGGAUAACCAGUUAUACCAUGUGGCAGUACAUCAUGAAGCACCCUCAAAUUCGCGACAUAUGCGAUAUGGGCCACCUGCUGUUCGGCGGCAACCCUCUUGCAUACUAUGGCACCAUGAUCGGCCUUGUCCUGUACAACGUCAUGCUCUGCGGUUUCCACGUUCUCACUGGCGCACAAGUUCUCAACACAGUGACGGAACACUCCUUGUGCUCGGUGCAAUUCGGUAUUAUCGUCACGGUCAUCGCGAUCGUGCUGUCGGCUCCUCGCACACUCAGCCACCUUAGCCUCAUCUCGAUCGCAAGUGCAAUUUGCAUGGCACUCGCCAUCCUCCUUUUCAUGGUUUUUGUCGGCAAGGAAGCCAAUCCCGCCGAGUACCCUACCCUCGGUCCUGUCAAGACAUAUGCAUGGCCUCAAGAGGGCACCACCUGGAUUGAGUGUCUAAAUGCAGUACUGAAUGUUGCAUUUUUAUGGUUCGCGCAGAUCCUCUUCCCAACCUUCAUCGCCGAAAUGCGCCAGCCACGCGAUUUUCCCAAGGCUCUUGCUGCAUUUUCGAUUGCUUCGUUCGUCCUUUUCCUAGUCCCCGCCAUUGUCGGAUUCUACUACUUGGGACAAUACACAGAGGCACCAGCAUUCGGCUCGCUACAAGAACAUUACAAGAAGGUGGCUUAUGGGCCAGUGAUCGUGCCGACAAUCAUCAUUGGAGUCAUCUACGCCAAUGUGUCGGUCAAGUUCAUAUAUCGCGUUAUCAUGCGGGACUCGCGACAUCAACACUCACACACCUUCAUCGGCUGGGGCAUGUGGAUUAUUCUCAUGACCAUCUUCUGGUUCGUGGCUUUUGUCUUCGCAGAGGUCAUUCCCAGUAUGGGCGAUUUUGGAACGAUCCUGGGUGCAUCAUUCGACUCCCAGUUCGGACUGGUUUUCUGGGCGGUUGCUUACUGGCAUCUCUUCCGGGGACGUCUUUGGGAUGGAUUGGUACGCACCAUCCUUACCGUUCUUCAUCUUGUUGGGUUCGUCGGCGGUCUGUUCCUCUUUGGACCUGGCCUGUAUGCAUCUGUCAAAGCCAUCAUCGCAGACUAUGCAAAUCCGACACGACCUGCAUUCUCCUGCACGAAUCUUUCGAUUUAA
Exophiala viscosa is the source of this 1344-nucleotide messenger RNA. Its product is annotated as transmembrane amino acid transporter protein-domain-containing protein. Gene Ontology annotation, molecular function: L-amino acid transmembrane transporter activity. The coding region runs from base 1 to 1344 and encodes 447 amino acids. The transcript is spliced from 2 exons. Lineage: Eukaryota; Fungi; Ascomycota; Eurotiomycetes; Chaetothyriales; Herpotrichiellaceae. Gene Ontology annotation, biological process: amino acid transmembrane transport. The record is from RefSeq and is a predicted model, not a curated record.